This is a messenger RNA of Akanthomyces muscarius, 6462 nucleotides long. RefSeq lists its product as uncharacterized. NCBI's taxonomy places the organism in Eukaryota, Fungi, Ascomycota, Sordariomycetes, Hypocreales, Cordycipitaceae. Bases 1 to 6462 code for a protein of 2153 amino acids. The record is from RefSeq and is a predicted model, not a curated record. The transcript has a single exon. Gene Ontology annotation, biological process: replication fork processing; double-strand break repair via homologous recombination. Gene Ontology annotation, cellular component: nucleus; Cul8-RING ubiquitin ligase complex.
AUGGCAGACUGGAAAUUACUGGGGGAAGUACCAGACUCUGAAGACGAAGAUGGGUUCGACAGCCAAGAAUUGGCAGCCAACAUCGAUUCCACAACUGCGCCUUUAGGCCAAUUACUGGAGGCAAAUGAGAACGACAUAUGGGAAUUUCUCGGCUCGCAAGAUGCAUCCAAAGCCACACACACUGUGCCCAGCCCGAAUGGCUCCCUGAGCUCGUCGCCUCUGUCGUCAGCGCAGAGUGUAGAUGGGCUACCCGAUCUUGACGGCAUGUUCUUAGACGGCAGCGAAACCAGCAAUACCCAAGAAGCCUUAGACGGAAAUUCAAGCAAGCAGAAUGGUUCUCGAAUAUACAUCGAAUUAGCGAACCGAGCGCCGACGACAUUCGAGGAUCUGUCACGCGAUGACACCCUCAACGAAGCCCUCGACGAAGACGUUGCUUUACCGAGCCAGGAUUUGGGUCACCUUGAAAACACCCAUGACCUGCAGCGCGAAGCAGUACGGCUAGACCGUUCACUACGGCCGCGUAAGCCGAUCCAAGAACACCCCUAUCUCCUUGAGAAUGCCCAGUAUAGCAGUCUUAUUCGUCAACACGGCAUGCGUCCUGUUCAAGUGGCUAUUGCUCGUGCCAGGGCGGUGCGAGAAGAAAAUGUCCAGGACGGAGACUUUCAGGAUGAUAGCCAGGGAAACUCACUUCCGGAUCUAAACCACUCAAGUCAACUGCUGAGCGGCAACGGCGUGGACGGAAGUGGAGAUCUUGGCAUAUUCAACUUCCCGUCUUCCUCACCCCCCAAGACAUCGCCCUGGAUCGGUCAUGGGCGGUCUAGCAAUCACGGCAGCUCACAAGAUGACACGGAUAAUACCAGUGUCCCUGAUCAAGACUUGCCUGCACUCCAUGAGCUACUCUCCAAAUCUCAGCGAAAGGUCUCACCUUCCACAAAACGGCCCAAUACUAUGUUAGCCUCAUCUGCCCGGAAGCGAAGAAGACACGAUAUUGUCGACAGUGACCCUAUGGAUGUCGAUAUCAGUGGAAGAAUUGCUUACGUUCCCACCAGUAAUCGCUUAGCUGCUGGACCGCUGCCACCCAUUCCACGGCUCCAGAUGAAUGUGCGACGUUCCGUCGAUAUUCCCCCCACCAAGACUGUUUUGACGAUAGAUAACAGCUCGUCAUCGGACAAUGAGGGGAAUGAGGGGAAUGAAGGGAAUGAGGAAGAAGAAAUGCAAGAACGUCAAGGCAACAUAUUCGACGAACCUGUCAAAGAAAAGCUCGACUACAGAAGGCGCAUAAGAGGAGUUCUACCAGCCUCUUGGCUGCGUUUGGACCAAAAGGCAAGCAGGGAUAAGGCGCAGAAAGUUGUUCACGGUCGACAACGGAAUAGCACACUAGAGAAGGAGGCUCGUCGCGGCUUGGCGCAAACAAGGACAAUAAGCAAUGCAGCAACGUCCACGGACCCUACAUGGUUCUUCGAUGAAUCCGAAGACGAUGCUUCUCCAACACGGCCCGCAACGACUGAUGACACACACCUUACCCAAUCUCGAAUUAUCUUAAUACCAGACGAAACACCAAUGCAACCGAAUGACGACCUUUCCGACGAAGGUUCCGUCCUAGAGCAUGACACCAUUGAUAGCAUGUUCAGUGGAUCACGACGGCGACGCGCCUCCAGAGAUGCAAGCCGACCUCCCAAGACCGGGAAUACUUCCAAGAGACCCACGAGCUCUAAACACAGGCAAACAAAAAUUACGACAUCUCUUAAUGCGUCCAAGUCCACUUCAAGUGGCCAACCGAAGCCUUGGCGGUCACACGGGCAAAAUUCAGAUCGACCAUCUGGGGGACGGCCUGCUUCGCGACCGGCUCCUAAGCCGCUAAGUGUCCUUGAUGUCAUUGAGCGAGAUGCUCCUCGAUUCCUCAGAAUUGCAGCACGGACAGCGAGAACAAGAGUCAACCAAGGGCGCAGCAGCCCUACGAAAAAGAUGAUACGCCUCGCGUCGAGAGUAGAUCAUGUUGAUGCCGCCGUCUCGCUUAAUCAAUGGAAGUCCGGAUCCAUUCCACAGAGGAGGGAGGUUUCCGAAGCGAGAAAAGAGAAGCGGAAACAAGUCUUACGAAAAUCCUCCGCAGAGCGAGCUGGUAAUCAACCGACGGCAGGACGCAAUAAGCACAACCAGACCAAAAUCCCAACAAACAAGUCGCGAAAGUUUGUAAAGAAGACCAGCAGUGGGGGAUCUGCUCGCUAUUUGCCAUCCGGAAACCCGCCAAGUGUUUUGACUCCUGCCAGCAUGGCAAGCAUCAAGAACAACGAAACUUUACCACCCGUCCUGGAAUCUACGCAAUCUAUAGGACAAAGUGCGAGAUCCCCGGCAGAGACUUUGCGGCCUUCACGCCCAGCACUGUUGGAAGCGGAAGACUUUGGAAAAGUAGCACCGCUCGUAUUUCAUCGACGAAAGAAGUUUCUGGACAGGAUUUACCGCAAGAACAACCGGGAGUCAUCCGUCGACACAUCGGACGCUCGCUCCGAAGCUACCAUCGACAGGCUUUUCACGGCAAAUCAGUCGAGAAGUGACCAGGGAGAUGCUAAAACAGAGAUCCCGUUGGAAAAACAACCAAAGCGCAGCAUUCGACCCAAAAAGGCACGAAAACCAGUGCGCAUCGAUGUGGAUGCACCACAAUUCAGUCACGCAGCGGAUCCCCUACCAAAUUCGUACACCAUUAACCUCGAGCCGGAGCAGCCGCAAACUAGUAACGAAGAGGCCAAACUUGCCGGGCUCGGCCCCUACGGCACACAAUAUACCACCCAUUUCGAGAUCUUUCCGCUGAGCCCUGGAGUAUACUUUCACCAAUCAACACUUCUUGGCAGUGGUGUUAUAGAGGAUUGUCAAAAGUGCGCCAAGAGACGGAUGUUGCUUAGUUUGCGGCCGCGAGUCACCUUCCAAUUUGGUACCUAUUCUUGUCGAUGGAGUGAUUGGAACUCCCAGACAUCCUCUGAAUUGGGCAUUGUGCUUGAUUUGGUUGCGGAAGAGCUGGAGAAGCCAGGAGGAAUAAGCAUACCUGAAGAGUCCACCGUUCUUGAAGCAUCAAGAUUUAUAUCAAAGUAUGCAACAUCAGCAUUGACCUUUGCGGACGAGUCCGCUAUCAAGCCAUUCAUUGAAAGAGUGUUGGAUGUGGUGGGUAACUUUCAUUGUCGCCUGUCUGGUUUCGUCACAAGAGAGUCAAUGUCAGACAGAGCCUCCCAAACAGCAACAAGGGUGUAUGACAAUUUGCUCAUUCUUUUACUGGUGACUCUCAUGAUCUGCACCGAUGAUGAUACGCUCAUGACGGAAAAGUUUCGCGUGGAAGAUCUUCUGCGAAGUUUGGCUGCAGAAUCAGUGUCAAAUCUGCUGCUGAUUGGCAUCGACCGUGUGCAGGAAUCCUACAGGCGACUUCAGGAGUCUGGAGCCCGCGAGCAGGGGCUACGGGCAGAUCAACCGGUUAUUCACUCAUGGGCACUCCUGAUGCAGAUAUUGGGAGCCAGCCACAUCCCGCGCGGCUCAUUCUGGGACCUAUUAAAGCAAACCGCCGCAAACAACGACCAAAUCUCUAUCCCCGAUGCACAGAGAUAUGAACGAAUCUGGGAAACCAUGUUUGCUGUAUUGCCGAUGAGCGAAUUUAACUCUUCAGGAAUACUAAUACCUGGAAAGCGACACGAAGCAACUAGCGACGGAUGGACGAUUGUGCAGCAGUUGCUCCGACAAGUCUUUACAAUCUAUCGAAGAAACACACGGCAACCCCCCAGUUUCAAUAAUUACUGCCGGGCGCUGAUAAGCAGAUGCCACUAUCUCGUACAACAGUGGGGGUGGCGACGCAGUGCAGGCGUUGUUGGCACAAUUUUUGACUUUUUCGGCUCUCAGAAUCUAGAGCAUCUGCGCAAUGAAGAAGCCAAUGCUUCUCCAAAAUUCUUAGAGCACCUUGCUGGACAGCCGUCUCUCGUAGUCGACACAGGAGAUAACUGCUUCCACGUAUUUCUCAAACUUCUUGCUCUUAGCAUUCAGAAGCUUCGCGCUGCUGGUGCCAACAAAGAUAUCCGCAACCUCGUUGCUCGAACAAUUCCCAAUCACAACCGACAGCAUUUGAAGGAGCAAACAGUACACGAACGGGACCUGGCAGCUCUCCGAAACCAUCAUGAUCUUUUGGCAACUCUAUUUUGGGCUGCGCCGCCAGACUUGCGGCCAUCGCCCACGCUCAUUGAACGACUGGUAGCGCCGGAGACUUCGCACAAAGAAGCAAGUCUGAUCAAUAUUCGUUGCUGGAAUCAACUUUCUCGAUUCAUCGUGGCAAAGGGCGAGGCUGCAACAGCAUUCAAACCGUUCCACCUCUGGCGCAAAGACUUUUUCCAAAAGAUGAUUCAACAAUUUGAUUCUGCUGCCGCAGAUAUUCAACAGCAACUUCUGGCAUUGCCAAGUGAAGUCCGCCACACUAUUAGUAUGGACGUGAUUAGUUCCAUGGUUUCGAUGAACAAGGGAGCCGUCGGCGAUGUGCUCCAUGCAAGCAUCACUGCGUCUUUAGAUGUCAUGAAGCAUGCCGCCGAUCUGGAAGCAGCAACCUUUUGUCUGAAUACCUUGCAGCUGCAACACGUUUACAAACAGUUCAGUAUCUACCCACCUGAACUGAAUUGGAACGUGCUGCGAGCGGCCAUAUCUACUCUUGACUUGUUCGUGGGCUACAUUGCGGAAUUCAAAGAAAACGAAGAAAGUCAGCAGAGCGAAAGCCAAAUUCUCAACAGCGCUCAAGCAGAUGAUGCCCUUCUGCUGUUGGAUCACGAAAUUUCAAAACAUUAUUUCUCUAUGGUACGAUGCAUCCUGUCUAACAGCCCGUCAAACCAUGGCCUGGGAGCGCCUGAGAACUUUGGGGGCGCAGAACAAGGCGUCACCGUAGCCAUUCGACUAGCGACCGGACUGAUCAAUGGCGGACUAAUCAGACUGCAUCAUCUCUUCAAGCGUGGGAAAUACGGACUGUUUGAUGGCCCUAUCCAUAAGCUGGACUUUACCCAUCGACAGUAUCUCGUGUUAGUGGUCGUCACACUGCUGAGGGCUGGCUUCGAUGACUUUGCGGAUGUAGAGUUUACCUUGUGUGAGCUCUGGCUGCUUCUGCUCGUAAGACCCAGCGGCUACUUAAAGUAUGAGAAUCAACUGGCCGAGGUUCUGCGUCAACGGGGCGAAUACUUUCUCCCAUCAACCGACACUGGGCUCACAAACUCGUCAACAUACGAAUCCAAUGGCACGCUGUUUGAGUUUGCGAUAUCGACCAUGCGAAGCUCGAUACGUGAUGCCGGCCCAAAUCUGAAACGGAUCUUGACUGCGGAGCAUUCCAAGGCACUGAAACUUGUCAUGGAGCAAAUGAAGGAAGAUCUCAAGGCGACCUCCUCGCAGCCUAUGACCCAUGUCGCCUACGUCGCGUUUGCUCGACGGAUCAUCUCUCUCAUUCGAACUCAUGGUUCCGAGAUUUGCACACUUGACAGCUUUUACUACCAAAUCAGCAAGGACUAUUCCCCGUCCAGAGAAGAUCCUCAAUUGCAAGUUGCUGCCAUGGUGUCGUAUGGUUUGCGUCUUCGCGAAGGCGACACGAAGGUCGUACAACAAGUGUUCUUCUUCUUGUUCAAUAAUUUCAAGAUGGCUUUGAUAUCCGACAGCCUCAAAGAAGAGAAAAAGACGCUACGCAAAGGAAUGAGCCAGGACCGUGGGAUCACACAAUUUAUUAUUGGAAAGAUGAUCCCUGCGGUAAUCGAAGCCACUGCUUGGAAGGAAAUGGCCUACCCCCUCCUGGACCUAUACGCGCGGGCGAUCCGAAGCAGGCUCAAACAAUCUACCACGACAUACAAUUUGAGUGAAGCAGACCUUCCCGGAGUUAUGGCUGUUGUACAAGCCACAUUGAAUAAAGUCGAGGGAUGGGCUGCAGAGCAAGAGCUUAUUACAGCUGCAAGACUUCACGCUCUCCAGAGCAUCUUUGCAGUAUUCAACUUGCUUUGGCCUUCUCUUUACGAAUAUUCAUUGAAUGAGGAUGUGUCGUCUGGGCCAUGGUGCGACAUUACGGAGCUUAUUCGGAAGCUUAGCCAAUACGUCAUCUCCAGCAGGGAUGCACUUGGACAAGAAGGGUUCUGGAGCCCUCAGAUGCAAUUUGGCGAGAUUUUUGCCGCUGUGCCCGCGGAAAGUACUCCAAACCGAAGCAUGGCAGAUGGGGAUGUUAGAGGCUUCGCCGACAAUAUCAAGCAAGAUAUUGAUCGUAAUUGGUACGAGCUGGACGGGCGCAUUUCUAUUGAGAUGCCAGGGAAACCACGCGCCAGAGACACUUCGCAAGGUGUCUUGCAACCCAGAUGGGAUGCUGCCGCGCUCGUUGACGGCGCAAGAGCGCAGCUCACAGAGUGGCUGCGCUGGAAGAAAAAGCUGGAUGAAGAGGAUCAUUCCGUGGUUGGGGAAUGGCCCGAAGCGAUGAUAUUUUGA